UUAAGAAAACAAUAGCGCUGCUAGUCCAGGAUAAAGAAACACUGGUUGGUGCUCUCCGGUCUAGACAUCACAUCAUUAGCCUGGUCAGCUAGUUAGCUGCUUAUUUUGACAAAAUGUCAACCACGACCGGUGGCGGAGAGUUUGGGAAUCCCCUACGAAAGUUCAAGCUCGUCUUCCUGGGCGAACAGAGUGUGGGGAAGACCUCUCUCAUCACCAGGUUCAUGUAUGACAGUUUCGACAACACUUACCAGGCAACAAUUGGCAUUGACUUUUUGUCAAAAACCAUGUACCUAGAAGAUCGCACGAUCCGGCUGCAGCUCUGGGAUACAGCCGGACAGGAGCGUUUCCGCAGCCUCAUCCCCAGUUACAUCCGAGAUUCAGCUGCUGCUGUGGUGGUUUAUGACAUAGCCAAUCUUAAUUCAUUCCAGCAAACCUCAAAGUGGAUUGAUGAUGUUAGAACAGAGAGAGGAAGUGAUGUCAUUAUCAUGCUUGUUGGGAACAAAACAGACUUAGCGGAUAAAAGGCAAGUUUCUGUUGAGGCGGCAGAGAGGAAAGCUCGUGAGCUCAAUGUGAUGUACAUAGAGACCAGCGCCAAGGCUGGCUAUAACGUCAAACAGCUGUUCCGACGUGUUGCUGCUGCAUUGCCAGGGAUGGACAGCACACCAGAGAAAAGCAAAGAGGACAUGAUCGACAUCAAACUGGAGAAGCAGCCAGAGAUGACUGUAACCGAGAGCAGCUGCUCAUGCUAGUACACCUCACCCCCACCCAGCCUGCCUCCUCCCCACCAACAGCUUGUCUCUCAGUGGCCACUCUCUCCACCCUUGGCGCGCUGCCAUUGGGAUGGAGGACCUGUCUCUCUCUCUCUCUCUUUUUUUUCCCCCUUUUCAACUCAGUGACUUUUCAGAGUAACUGUGUGGAUGUGCAUUACUGUAUUGAAACUGAUUAUCUGGGGAAAAAAAUGGUUCAAACGUAAACAUUUAAAACAAGGAAUAAGUUAAAUGAUAUGUUCAGAUUUUCAUCCAGUUGCAUGGCAUUAUAUAGGAUUGCAGACUGACAUAGCUAACCGCUCUUGAGUUAUUGCACAGUUCAGAAUCUUAGUGCUGUUACUCUUGUUGUUGUAAAGUAAAACUGCUUGGGAUUAUUUAAAUGCAAGGUUGAGUUCUCUGCCCUCAGUAUCUUUCUUUUUUUAUUCAAAUGGAGAGUUUGCCUGAAGCUGUUCUGUCUCUCACACCACAAGAUUAUUUCUUGACUUUGUCUUGUUUUGAGGAAGUGGAGGCAGGAUCUUACCAGUGAAUUUGCACCGUUGCAAACCGUCAUAUUACCACAUUAUUGAACCCGUUUAUUUACACUUGACGCAUCUGUUGGCUUAAACUGCCAAAUACAACAGUGUGUUAGCAGACCAAAUUAACUUAAUCUCAGUUCUUGUUGGAAACAGUGCUGCAAAAUGACGUGUAACAAAGUGAUGAGGAAAUAGUUAUCCAUUAUUAUCAAAGGGAAGACGUCCCAGAUCCAUUAUUAUGGCUACUAACCUGAAACUAUGUCUGCAUUAAAAUUAUAGCAGUUGUCUUUCCAGUGAUGUUAAAUUAGCUGCACGCAUACUAACAUGUCUGAGGAGGAGUCUUCAGUGAGUCCAUGGCCCUAAUGUAAGAAACCGAAAACAGCCGGUGUUCAGUUUUUUUCCACACUGAUGGAGAGUUUCGUCGCCCUGACGCGCCCUCCAUCUCAUCGAUAAUUUGUGUUGUGUUGAGUACACUUUUGCAAGAACAUGCAGCAUGCUCACCACGCAGGAUUUAUAUGGAUAAGAACACAGAUGCCUUGCUUGUUUGUUCACCGACGUUGUGCACUGAAUCAAGCCACAAUAUUGUAAAAUAUCAAAGAAGCCUGCUGACUGGUUCAUGGCUUCACUAGUUGUUUUGUAGAGCUGGUAGAUAGACGUCCUCAGAUACAGCUAAUGCUUACUAACACCCUUGCUGUAAAAAAAAAGUGCAGAGAAGUUAGUUGCAGUAUCCUUUGCUGUAUUGCUAUUGCCUGUGUAGGACUGUUGGGUUUUAUGCGUUUUAUUUAUUUUGUUACUUGGACAUACCGAUAACAUUGUACGCUUGACCAAAAGCAAAGAGGCUGACACGCAUGUGGAAACUUCAUUUUAUUUAUUGUUUGCGUGUCUGCUGGGGCUCCACCUAAAGGCAACGUUUGGGCGGUUGCUGUUUUUUCCUGUGUAGUCAGUAGCUUGGUUUACAGUCACAGGUAAAGGCUGCACCGUCUCUCCAGACACACACACACACACACACACAUAACACAAACCAACUAAUUAGCCAUAGCACAACAAAAGACACUAGUCAUUUGCUGUAGCUUGUUUUGAAAUGUCAGCUUUUUAAAAUGGAUUUGAAAGAUUAAGUAUUUAAUUACAUCACGAACGACCAUUUUAACAUGAGCAGCUCUUCUAUUACUUGUCACUGACUAAAUACUCAGCUUUGUGCUAUUCUGAAUUGUGUCUGUCCAUUUGAAAUAUGAUGUCUACUCGUGUUUAGCAACGUUUGUGUGAAUAAUGUACUAUUACUAUCUUAUGUAUAAAAAGGAGAGUUAAUGAAACACAAGUGUAGGCCUAUCACAUGGAAUAAAAUAAAGAUAUUUCACCACAA
This is a messenger RNA of Acanthochromis polyacanthus (spiny chromis), 2639 nucleotides long. It is a transcript of the gene rab41, whose product is annotated as RAB41, member RAS oncogene family. The coding region runs from base 114 to 749 and encodes 211 amino acids. Gene Ontology annotation, molecular function: GTPase activity; GTP binding. NCBI's taxonomy places the organism in Eukaryota, Metazoa, Chordata, Actinopteri, Pomacentridae. The transcript has 8 exons. The record is from RefSeq and is a predicted model, not a curated record.